CAACAGCAUUGCAUUUAUUUACCAUUCAUUUCGCGUGUUAGAGUUAUGCAACUAAAUAAUUUAUUAAAAUAGACAGGCCUGUAGGAAUAUUAUUGCACAACAAUUACUGUAUCUCAAAUCAAAUGUUAUUUGUCACAUACACAUGCUUAGCAGAUGUUAAUGCGAAGUGUAGCGAAAUGCUUGUGCUUCUAGUUCCGACCAUGCAGUAAUAACCAACGAGUAAUCUAACCUAACAAUUUCACAACUACCUUAUACACACACGUGUAACGGGAUUAAAAAUAUGUACAUAAAGAUAUAUGAAUGGGCGAUGGCCGAACGACAUAUGCAAGAUGCAGUAGAUGGUAUCGAGUACAGUAUAUGCAUAUGAGAUGAGUAAUGUAGGGUAUGUAAACAUUAUAUUAAGUGGUAUUGUUUAAAGUGGCUAGUGAUUAAUUUCUUACAUCUUUAAGGUUAUGCAACUAAAGAUGCUAAAAUUCGUGCUGUGAUUAAAUUAGCCUAUAAGACAUGUGACCAACAUAGCGAACCAUAGAGGCCAACAUUUCAUUUGCAAUGAAUAAAACAAUUUAGCAUCAUUUUACGUGCUUUCGGGAGGGACAAUCCGUUCGCAUAAUUUACAGAGGGUUUUAUACGCAUGCGCUUUCUGCCCAUCGAAUUCAUAUUAAACAGAAUCGUCUCUUCAUUAUCACACACAGUGAGUAGGCCUAGAUUUGAAUGCUUCUGUAACCGAUGUGAAAUGGCUAGCUAGUUAGCGGGGUGCGCGCUAAUAGCGUUUCAAUCGGUGACGUCACUCUCUCUGAGCGGUUGCGGUAGUUGUUCCCCUUGCUCUUCAAAGCCGCGGCUUUUGUGAAGCUAUGGGUGACGAUGCUUCGUGGAAGGCAGUUGUUGAUGUGUGCAGAGGGUCCCUGGUUCGAUUUAUAAACAUCUAUAUAUAUGUGUAUGUAGGCCUAUAUAAUGGUGUGAAAUAGACAGUAUAUGUUAUAUUGGAUGAAAUAGACAAUAUUCACGGUAAGUUAUAUAGGAUGAGCCUUGAAUAAAAUUAAGUAUGUAUAUGCAUAUGAAGUGGGUAAAACAGUAGGUCUAUGUAAACAUGUAUUUUUUGAUUUAUAAAUCGAACUUUUAUUAAACUAGGCAAGUCAGUUAAGAACAAAUUAUUAUUUACAAUGACAGUCUACACCGGCCAAACCCGGACGACGUUUGGCCAAUUGUGCGCCGCCCUAUGGGACUCCCAAUCACCGCUGGUUGUGAUACAGCCUGGAUUCAAACCAGGGUGUUUGUAGUGAUGCCUAUAGCACUGAGAUGCGGUGCCUUAGACCGCUGCGCCACUUGGGACCCCCCUAGUCUUCCUCUGGACAUAAUGCACCGCAGUAUGGCAUCGAGCGGCUAUUUGAAAGCGGUGAUGCUCUUCUUAGCCGUGCAGCUGCUGUUUUUUAGGCCAGGUUUUGGCGAGCAGGAGACAGGGACGGCAAUACCUGCCGAAAGACGUCCCUGUGUGGACUGCCAUGGAUUUGAAUUCAUGCAGAGGGCACUGCAAGACCUCAAGAAAACUGCUUUCAAGCUCGAUGCCCAGACUGAGACCCUGGUGUUGAGGGCAAAGAGGUGAGCCCUGUGUGGAUGCACGCCCACUAAUACCCCACACUGAGUUAAGUAGUGAUGUGCCCUCCCCAUGGCAACCGACUCCACACCCACUAUUACUGGACACCUUCUUUAAACUACUUCAAACACUGCCUGGACUAGACAGAUGUCUCUGAGUCUUCUUCUAUGGAAUAUUGUAAAACACAAAAAAGUUAAAUCAUUUGUACAACAUGCACUUUAUUGUCUUUGCUAACAUAUCAGAUAUUAUAUUGCAGUGGUUUAAUUGUACUUUGAAUAUAAGAUUUUAGUUGAUGAGUUCAGAAAACCAGCAAUGCGUUACUAUGUCAUGUAGGGCAAAGCAAACUACACCUCAUGUCCCUCUUGGUCAUAUGUGAGGUUUUGAAACAAAAAUCUAGAUCAUUUUAGGUAAUAAUGUAAGUACAUUCAAUGAACAGAUAUCUUUAUAAAAUGUGGCAAAAUAUCAGUGAUCUUCAAGAUAAUUCACAUAUAUACCUGGCAGCGGUCUUGAAUUCAAAAGAGCUGGUAAUCCAUAAUAACACCCGUAUCAUUUUGAGAAAGUUCCUUGGAAAGUGUUUUUAUAAUCAUGGGAACACCAGGCUUCAGAAUAAGUGUUCUUUUUAGUUCUCUGUGGUACCAUACAUCCUUGCUGCAUAAAUAUAAGGUAUAGACCUACACUCAUCUCCAUCAGUUAUAACAAAUGUCAUUUGAUCACACUUUUAUUGCUGAGAAUUUUCCUGCAGAUGAGCUUUGUGAUUUGCAUCCAUUCACUGAAAACCCACAUUAACACACGGUUAUAUAGAUUUAGUUUUAUUUAACUAGGCAAGUCAGUUAAGAACAAAUUCUUAUUUAAAAUGACGGCCUACCCCGGACGACACUGGGCUAAUUGUGCGCCGCCCUAUGGGACUCCCAAUCACAGCCAGAUGUGAUGCAGCCUGGAUUCAAACCAGGGACUAAAGUGACCCCACUUGCACUGAGAUGCCUUAGACCACUGCGCCACCCGGGAGCUUUUGGACAGCUAAUAGCCUAACCACCGAGAAUGCAACAUUAUGGACUAAACAUUCAAAUCCUGUUUUGCGGAAUUAUUUUGCUGUGACAGUACAGGUCAAAUUAGGAUCCUACCACCAUUUGAACUGGCAGCACAACACAUCUCCUUCGCAUAGAGUUGAUCAGGCUGUUGAUUGCAACCUGUAGAAUGUUGUCCCACUCCUCUUUAAUAGUUGUGCAAAGUUGCUGGAUAUUGGCGAGAACUGGAACAUACUGUUGUGCACGUCGAUCCAGAGCAUCCCAAACAUACUCAACGGGUGACAUGUCUGGUGAGAAAACAGGCCAUUGAAGAACAUUUUCAGCUUCCAGGAAUUGUGUACAGAUCCUUGCAACAUGAGGCUGUGCAUUAUCAUGCUGAAAUAUGAGAUUAUGGCGGUGGAUGAAUGGCACUACAAUGGGCCUCAGGAUCUUGUCACAGUAUAUCUGUGCAUUGAAAUGACCAUUGAAAAUUGCAAUUGUGUUUAUUGUCCGCAGCUUAUGCCUGCUCAUACCAUAACCACACCAUGGGACGCUCUGUUCACAAUGUUGACAUCAGCAAAGCACUCGCCCACACGACGUCAUACACGUGGUCUGCGGUUGUGAGGCCGGUUGGACACACUGCCAAAUUCGCUAAAACGUUGUUAGAAGCAGAUUAUGGUAGAGAAAUGGACAUUAAAUUCUCUGGCAACAACUCUGGUGGGCAUUCCUGCAGUCAGCAUGCCAAUUGCGCGCUCCCUCAAAACUUGAGACAUCUGUGGCAUUGUGUUGUGUGACAAAACUGCAGCACAAGGUGCACCUGUGUAAUGAUCAUGCUGUUUAAUCAGCUUCUCAAUAUGCCACACCUGUCAGGUGGAUGGAUUAUCUAGGCAAAAUAGAAAUACUCACUAACAGGGAUGUAAACAAAUUUGUGCACAAAAUUGGAGAGAAAUAAGCCUUUUGUGCGUAUGGAACAUUUCUGGGAUCUUUUAUUUCAGCGCAUGAAAUAUGGUAUGAAGGCAAUUUGUAAUCCAAUUCCAAACUUACCUUGAGGCCACAGGUAUGUGAUGACGUAGUCAGACACAUUUCCAAAGCAACCACAGAACAGGGAAUCCAAAGCUCCGAUAGUGUAAAAACAUACAUUUAUUUUCCAAACUAAAGGUAAUUUCAUUGGCAAUAUUCCAUCAACGAACAAAGUCGAAGCGAUCAGUUUUCAACUCCAAACAAAAGGUAUAGACUAGUAGCAGCUUUCUUAGUAUCGUAGCGCAAAAAACCCUGUGAGGUAGCUCCAUACCUGAGGCCUUGUAGACCCAUACUGCAAAACAAACAAAUAGGUAAGGGGAAGGGGAACAUGGGGAGAAAAGGCCUGUGGCCAGGAAAUGCUCCAUAAUGCUUUUAAAUACCCAUGUUAAUCAUAAUAGAAAACCAAAAACUCCAACUAUACUCCAUAAUUUAUAACGCUAUAUUUAUAGUUGUAUAAAUGGACUAAAACAAUAUAUUUAACACAAGUAAAGAAAAUGGGGAUUUGGCUCCAACACAUGGGACCCCGGCUGGUCCGCUCAUUAGGUAGGCAGAUUGACAAGUGCAGCAUUUUCUGACCUAAACUGACCACGACACACCUCCAACAACAACACAUAAAACCUCACAUAAUUCUGCCCAAAAACAAUGUCUCUCAACCAGUGACAUAUGGGCUUUCUAGGUGAGCGCUGAUGUCGCCCUUUGUUAAGCAUUGCCCACUUUGUCAAAGGCAGGGGGGGGGGGAAUAUUCCCAGCGCCUCUCCAGGGUGCUGUUGGAGAGAUGCAUCUCUGCAGCGCCACACCAACUUUCAGUAAAAAAAUGUAUCUAACAUAAAUCAUGUAGCAGAUAGAGAAUAUGCCAGAAAGAGUAUGUGGCCCUUUCUGUAGCCUACAGGCUGGAGAUCAAAUGUAUGAAGAUGUAGGAUCCUUUUACAUCAUGCAAUUCUCUCCGAUCAAAUAGAAAAUGAGCUGUAAUGUUAACAACAUAUCCUAAUAACAGGACAGGUCAAAGUAAAAUGGACAAUAUGGAAUGAACAAUCACAACUGUUGUACAGGAGUUUCACCCCAUUGUCAUCAUCAGUGGUUUGAAGUUUAUAUCCAUAAAUUUGACCGGCUGAUCAUAGCGAAAAAUAAAAUACUUCUACAUGUCCCACUGUGUAAACACAUUACAAAUAGGCUCGCAAUAAAUCCAGAUAAAGUUAAAUAACUCUGAUAUUCAAAGAUUAAAUCGCCAAAUUGAUUAGUCACAGGAAUCAGGACUAAUAAAACCAACACAACGGCUUGUUUUAUAAAUGGUGGGCCUACUACAUGGAUGGGCAUUCAUAAAAUUCCAUUGCGGGCGACAUGGUAGGCCACACCCCAGUAAGCACGAGCCUACGUCUUUAAGACGUUUUUUUUUGGUCCUGUCCGGACGUCGUUUUUUGGUGUUUUACAAAUGGUUUACCACAUAGAUGGGCAUUCAUAAAAUUCAAUUUCAGGCACGACUGUAGGCUACACCUCUGUAAGCAGGGACUGACUCCGAAGCCUUUUGGACGUCUUUUGGAAGCUUACACCUGCUUACACCUGUCAAAUUCUCUCAGAUCUCCACAAGUGCAUAGGGCUUAGGGAUCGAUUUGGGAUUGGGCCACAGUUCCCAUUCAUGCAUUAGAGGCUCAGUAUUUCAUUGUCUGACAGACAACCCCAGCAGCAGAAGAACAUUUGAUAAUCAACCCAUUUGUGUGUGUAUGUGUGUGUAAUGUAUACCAGUGUGUGUGUGUUAGGGAGUUUUGCUUGUUAUAGAUACUGCACAGGCCUGCCCAUCAACGCUAGUGGCAGAGACGCAAUUAUUAUGUCUGUGUCCUAAAUGGCACCCUACUCCAUAUGUGGUGCACUACGUUUGACCAUAGGCUCUGUUCAAAAGUAGUGCACUAUAUAGGAAAUAGGGGGCCGUUUGGGACAUAUCCUGUGUGUAAUAGGACCGACAUCUCCCCUGCAGAGAAUAGGUGCUAUUCGUCACACUUUAUCAACUACUAUCAGGCUAAACAAGGCCACACUCUCUUGGUGUGUGGUGUGUGUUUAUGUGUGGUAUGUGUGGCACAGUGACUGUGAGAUUGUAAUUUCUGUCUGAUGCUAUGUCCUUGGUCUACUGAUAUUUUUAUACAUAACUAGAUUCAGGGGCGCAACCUUGGUUUCAGAAGUUUUUUUAAAAAUCCAGUCGGCUAAACACUCAAAACAGCCUACCCAGCCACUCUGUCCAAAAGCACACUGUUGCCUCGUUUUGUGUCACA
Messenger RNA from Oncorhynchus keta (chum salmon), 5876 nucleotides. RefSeq names its product neuropeptide-like protein C4orf48 homolog. NCBI's taxonomy places the organism in Eukaryota, Metazoa, Chordata, Actinopteri, Salmoniformes, Salmonidae. The record is from RefSeq and is a predicted model, not a curated record. The transcript is spliced from 4 exons. The coding region runs from base 1217 to 1600 and encodes 127 amino acids.